UUUGAUGCAUCAAACAAUAGUUUUUAUAUGAGACAGAACAGAAGCAACCAUGUCUUAAAUGUUGUGCUCUCUAUCUUGAGUUGUGUGAGAGAAAAAACAAUCUUUGUCAGAGUUUAGUUGUAGUCUGUAGAUGUUGCAUGUUCAGCGACUCUUGCUUAUACUUAUCAUAUUAUGGAUCAUACUUAUGAACAAAUUUUUACUUAAUUAGUGUACAACUUUAUCUAAAUGAACAUUAAUUUUCUCUGGAAACAUAGAUUCAGAGAGAUAUGAAUCAAAAUCAAAAGAAUAUAUCUCCAUUCUUACAAGUGCAUGCCAGUGCAGUUCCUUCGAUGCUGAGGAGCGCCCUGCAACAAACAACAUCGAAGGAAAGUGUUCUCAUCGCAUUGAAUCCAUAAUCUUAAUAGGCCAGAACUGAAAUCAUAUAUAAGCAUCUUGAGCUUGAUCAAGCAAUGCCUUGAAGAUUGGAUGUUUAAGCAUAUACAUCUUUAUCACAAUCUCUUGUAAUCAUCAGCUACAUACACUACCAAAUGUCCUCUUAGAACAUCUUUAGGUAUGGCUUCAUUUUUUUUUCUUGAAUCCCCAGGAAACCUUACCGCAGCAACUCUCGCAUGAAGAUGAUGUAUUAUUGGUGAAACUAAUUAGGUUUAGUUGAUAUUAAUUCUUUAGGACUUGUCUAUAUAAUAUUUAAGAAAACGUAGCAGUUCAACUCUUGUUUAAAACAUUUUUGAUAUAUUUUCAAUACUAUAUUCUAUGUUGUGAUUUUUUAGAUUCACAUGUAAUAGAAAAAUUCUGGAUGAACAACUUCUGAACGGCUAUCUUGGACAAAAAAAAUGUUUUCUCUUACAUGGUUAAUUAAAACUCUACCAAUAUAUGCACCGGGGCUGGUGGCGGCAUAUAUUGGUAGAGUUUCUAAUGUAAUCAGUGAAUCUCUCGUUUCAGUCAGACGUCUUGUCUUGAAUGUAUCAACUUCGAUGGUAACUUUUUUAUGUUCCAUUUUUUUUUUGGUUAUCUCAUUAUUUGUAUAAGUUAUUAAUUUCGUCUCAUGGAUAGACUAUAUAUCCUCCUACUGGAUGUAUCUUCUAUCAAUCUACAGAUAUAUACGCAUGAACCAGGCUGGUAUGAUCUACUUACGUGGAUGCUCGAACAUUCACCGAAACUACAAGUCCUGAAGCUCGUUGGUAAAUAUAGGAUUAAUCCUGACUAUCAUGUUCUCGGCUGGGAAUGGAAUAAGCCAAAGUCUGUCCCUGAAUGUUUGUUGUCACAUCUAGAGACAUUUGUGUGGAGAAGAUACGAUUGGAAAGGAGAAAAGGAAGAAGAAGUGGCUAUAUAUCUUCUAAAGAAUGCAAGAGGGUUGAAGAAUGCGACUUUCUCUACAGGUCCCAUUGAACCGGGCCAGCUUGACAAGUUGAAACAGAGACGUAGGACACGCAAAAAAUUGGAUGGUGUGCUCAAGGCUUCUAAUACAUGCCACCUUGUGUUCAAGUUUGAAUGAUUUUAAUUAUGUAUUGGACUCUGUUAUACUUACAAUAUAGAGAGUGAACAAAAUAUGACGCUUCUAGCUUAAUCGGUUAUCGUUUUAGACUUUUAAAACAGCUUUCUCAAUUUUAUUCCUUUUGCUUUUGAUUUUGCUAUGAUGAUGCAUUCUUAUAUAUUUUCAUUCCAUUCUUUUUGAAAUAAAUUGAAUAUUUAUGUUUUAUGAUUAAUCACAAACAACAAAUCACAUUAACUUCUUGCAAAAUAAUUGAAAACAUUAUCUAAUCUGAAAUAAUUUUUUUUUCUAAACAUCAAAUUAAAUGAAACGGAGAGUAUAUUAUAUUGACGAUUGACAACAUUAUCAAAAUAUCUCUAUAAUAUUAUUAGAGAAAACAGUUUCAUAUGUGUCGUGCUCACGUAAAUUAUUACGAUGAAAAGAUACUCUUAAUGGAUUGAAAAAUAUUGUAUCUAAAUACCAUCACUACAAAAAUUUAUUUCAUAAAUUUUAAAUUUACAUU
Molecule: messenger RNA, 1991 nt
Organism: Brassica napus (rape)
Lineage: Eukaryota; Viridiplantae; Streptophyta; Magnoliopsida; Brassicales; Brassicaceae
Product: F-box/FBD/LRR-repeat protein At4g00160-like
Exons: 2
Coding region: 1043-1492 (149 amino acids)
Source: RefSeq, a predicted model, not a curated record